CUUCGCAACAGCUGUUUUCAGUAAACAAAUCCCGGCGAAAGAAGUUUCAUUAUUUCCCUCAAAGAAAUGUUAAAGAUAAACCAGCGUCUCCUGCUGCGGCAGUUCCUACGCCACGCCCACAACCAGGUGCGCGUCCGCUUUGCCCCCAGUCCCACAGGAUACUUGCAUUUGGGUGGAUUGCGCACUGCUUUGUACAACUUCUUGUAUGCCCGCCAUUUGGGUGGAAAAUUCCUGCUCCGGAUCGAGGAUACGGAUCAAACGCGACUUGUGCCGGGGGCCAGUGAACGCCUGGUAGAGGAUCUGCGCUGGGCGGGCAUUGAGAUCGACGAGGGACCGGGUUUUGGAGGGGAGUACGGUCCCUAUGUCCAGAGCCAAAGAAGAGAGAUUUACAGCAAAGCCAUUGAAGAGCUGCUUCAGAAUGGCAGCGCCUAUCGGUGUUUCUGUACGGAGCGUCGCCUGGAUUUGUUGCGUAAGGAGGCGCUGAGAGCCCGACAAGUUCCUCGCUAUGAUAACAAGUGUCGGCAUCUUACGGCAGCGGAAGUAGAUGCACUGAUGUCCAAGGGAACACCUAACUGCAUCCGGUUCAAGCUAACCGAUCACGAAGAGCCACUGGAUGAUCUUAUUUAUGGGCAUGUCCAUCACAAUGUCAGCGACAACGAAGGUGAUCCGGUGGUCAUGAAGAGCGAUCAAUUCCCCACAUAUCACUUUGCCAACGUGGUGGAUGAUCACCUGAUGGGCAUCACCCAUGUCCUACGCGGAGUCGAGUGGCAGAUAUCCACCACCAAGCAUUUGCUGCUCUACAAAGCCUUUGGCUGGCAGCCACCUAAGUUUGGUCACCUUCCACUCUUGGUCAAUGCCGAUGGCACCAAGCUGAGUAAGCGUCAAGGGGACAUUGGCAUUCAGCAUUUCCGACAGCGAGGAUACUUUCCCUUGGCCCUGAUCAAUUAUGUGGUGUCUGCGGGCGGUGGAUUCGAGCACAGAGCCAAUGCCAAGCAGCAAUUGCUUAGCAUGCAGGAGCUUGGCGAGCAGUUUCAUAUAGAGCGGGUUAAUUCACAUCCCAGUCGGUUGAAUCCCGAGCUUCUGGAUGAUCUAAAUCGCCUGGAGAUAGAACACCGCUUGAGUGGAAAAGAAAGCCGAGGGGAGUUGGUUCAGCAAGUUCAGGAACUGGUUAAGGAAGCCUAUCCCAAACACUCCAACUUAGAUCUGGCGGAGGAUCACAUACUGGAUGUUCUUAAUUGGUCUUCCCAACGCUUGACACUUCUCCAAGACCUCACCAGCAGUAAAUUAAGUUUCCUUUGGGUGAAACCCUCAGAUUUUCAACUUAAGGAUCUAACGCCACAGCAAUUAAUUAAUCUGCUUAAAGAACUCGACUCCCAUCAAGACUUUACCAAGGAUGAACUUAAUGUAAAGCUUAAAAACUUUGCUCAAACAGAGCAACUAAAGUUUCCCCUCAUGAUGAAGGCCUUAAGGGCGGCUUUAAGUGGCUUAAAAGAAGGUCCCGGCGUGGCAGAAAUGAUGGAAAUCCUAGGGAAAACAGUAACCCUGGAAAGACUCAAAGAGGGCAUGCCCCAGGAAAGUGUCAAUGUUAUACAAAAACUGUAAUUUUGGUUAAGUUUUGUUAUAUAUUGUUGUAUAUCGAUUACAUAUAUAUUUUAUAUUGAUAACUGUUGCAAAUUUGAGAAUAAGAUCAAUGAGUAGAGACACCACACUAAGAA
Messenger RNA from Drosophila serrata, 1715 nucleotides. It is a transcript of the gene GluRS-m, whose product is annotated as putative glutamate--tRNA ligase, mitochondrial. Gene Ontology annotation, cellular component: mitochondrion. The record is from RefSeq and is a predicted model, not a curated record. Gene Ontology annotation, biological process: glutamyl-tRNA aminoacylation. Gene Ontology annotation, molecular function: ATP binding; tRNA binding; glutamate-tRNA ligase activity. NCBI's taxonomy places the organism in Eukaryota, Metazoa, Arthropoda, Insecta, Diptera, Drosophilidae.